UUCCUGUACCAGAGAAACCUGUGUUUGUGAAUGUGGUUAUUCACUCGCUUUACAAGCCUUGUGGGAACUACAGGUGAAGAUCCAAGAUGGAGAGCUAUAUUGUGGGGAUCUGCAUUGCAGUGUGUGGAAACUUUCUCAUCAGCAUCUCCUUAAAUAUCCAGAAAUACACACACAUGCGUCAGUCUCAGCGCGGGACGAAGCCGUACUACACCAGUCGUCUGUGGUGGUGUGGGAUCUUGCUCAUGGGAUUGGGAGAACUGGGAAACUUUGCUGCGUAUGGAUUUGCUCCUGCCUCGCUCAUCGCUCCUCUCGGCUGUGUGUCUGUCAUUGCAAGUGGUGUUAUUUCGGUGUUGUUCCUCAAGGAAACAUUACGUGCUUCAGAUAUCCUCGGAGGAGCUUUAGCUCUGACCGGCACCUACUUUCUGGUGACCUUUGCCCCUCAUGCAUCCCCUCAUGUGACGGCCAACAUGGUGGAGCGCUCACUGGUCAGCUGGAUCUUUCUCAUCUACUUUGCAUUCGAGGCGAUUCUCUUUGCUAUCCUGAUGUAUCUGUACAAGUGCAGGAACAUGAAGCACAUCGUGAUCAUCAUGAUCAUGGUGGCGUUACUCGCGUCGGUGACGGUGAUCUCAGUGAAGGCCGUUUCAGGAAUGAUCACGGAGACGAUCAGAGGAAGUCAUUUACAGCUCACCUAUCCCAUCUUCUACAUCAUGUUCAUCAUCAUGAUCACCUCCUGCGCCUUCCAGAUCAAGUUUCUGAAUCAGGCCAUGAAGCUGUUCGACGCCACGGAGAUCGUGCCCAUCAACUACGUGUUCUUCACCGCCAGCGCCGUCGUCGCCGGCAUUUUAUUUUAUGAAGAAUUUAAUGGUUUAUCGGUCAUAUCCACCAUCAUGUUUGUGGUCGGGUGUCUGCUGGCAUUCACUGGAGUUUUCCUGAUUGCACGAGCUCGACCCAGAAUCAAGAUGGACAGCGUGUUCAUUUCUAUGGGCCAGAUUCCAGGGAAAAGUUGUACGGAUAAAGUGCAACCGCAGCCAGACGGCAAUAAAUACGGAGCGCUGGCGUCUAAAUUCACCUGCAACAGCGGAAUACAGCAGGACGAGCCAUAGAGAGAGAGAGAGAGAGAGGGAGAGAGAGAGAGAGAGAGAGAGGGAGAGAGAGAGGGAGAGAGAGAGAGAGA
This is a messenger RNA of Pimephales promelas (fathead minnow), 1174 nucleotides long. RefSeq names its product NIPA like domain containing 2 (gene nipal2). The record is from RefSeq and is a predicted model, not a curated record. NCBI's taxonomy places the organism in Eukaryota, Metazoa, Chordata, Actinopteri, Cypriniformes, Leuciscidae. Gene Ontology annotation, biological process: magnesium ion transport. Gene Ontology annotation, cellular component: membrane. Gene Ontology annotation, molecular function: magnesium ion transmembrane transporter activity.